AUGCGGCCGAAGCAUGUCAGGUCGUCGGCAAAGGUAGGCAGCGAUGCAUACGACGAAAUUGAAGAAUGGAGAAGGGCAAAGCAACUUCUCAAGCCCAAAGAACAGCUGGAACUGAACGAGGGCGAACUAAAAGAAGUUAUCGCCAAACAGCUAUGCACUGUUAAUCCGCAAUCGCCCGAUAGUUUGAUAGAGUUCAAUUAUGAUACUGGUGAGUUUUUGCCGAUAGCUCUUGCGACGCAAGGGAUCGUUUUGUUCGAGAGCCUUGGUACGGUUCUGCAUAAAGAUUCUGAAGAAGCUUACGCCCAAUUGCUUGAGCAAGGAAUUGAUCCGCAAACUUAUGAAGGAUCUGUGGUUUCAUUACAAGAAGAAGAUGUUGUGGCGGAACCAGAGCCCAAAGAAGAGGAUGAAGGGAAAGGAAUUAAAACUGAAGCUGGUGAAGAAGAAGAAGAAGGUGAAGCAAAAGAUGAAGAGACUGAAGAAGAAACACAAGAAAAAGCUGAAGAAGACGCUGAAGUUGACGAAGAAGCUGAAGCCAAAGUAGAAACUGCUAAGCCAAUACAAAAAGGAGGUAAACCCAGAAAAUUAGUAAACCAAUUCAACUUCUGCGAAAGAGCAGCUCUGACCUACAAUAAUCCAGUAAGAGCACAAGCGAAUCAAACUGUACCUCCUCCAAUAGCAAAAUUUUCCGCUAACGUACUCCAAUGGAACAUUUAUGAUGAAUAUCAAAAAGACUUCGAAGCUCAACAAUUAGAAAAAGAAUUAGAAAGAGAACGCAAAGAAAAAGAAAAAGCCCCAGUGUCCAAACAUCAGCCGCAAAAAAAAGGUCAAGAAAAAUUCCAGCUCAAUGAAGCUGUACAAGGACGAAUAUCAGAAUGUUGGAAAGUUUUAGAAAGAAUGAUUAAUCAGAAUACUUAUGAUGAUAUUGCCCAAGAUUAUAGAUAUUGGGAUGACCCUGCAGAUGAAUUCAGAGAUGGAGAAGGUACCUUAUUACCUUUAUGGAAGUUUUCCUAUGCCAAAACCAGGAAAAGCACCGUAAUUGACAUUGAUUGGAAUCCUAUUUAUUAUGACUUAUAUCAAGUUUCUUAUGGUUCUUUCGACUUUUUGAAACCAGCACCUGAAGGAGCUGUGUGCUUGUUUACCAUAAAGAAUCCUUCGUUUCCUGAUUAUAUUUGUAUGACAGAAUGCGGAGUCAUGUGCAGCGAUUUUCAUCCCACAUAUCCGUAUAUGGUGGUGAUGGGUCUUUAUGAUGGAAGUGUGCUAGUCUAUAAUGUUCAAGCAUCAUGCCAAAUCCCAGCAUUCAAGAGCGAUAACGUUACAAAUAAGCAUAAAGGCAUAGUUUGGGAUGUAAAGUGGGCGCCAGAUCUUCCAGAUGGAGAGUUAAAUUUCUAUUCUGUUAGCUGCGACGGAGAUAUUAAUAACUGGGUUUUAAUGCAAAAUGAGUUAGCGGUUACCACAAUUUUGUCGUUAGGUUUUGACAACGAUCCUGUCAUUGGUCCAGACGGUACUCAUCUCAAGCUGAAAUGUUGUGCUUCCUGCAUUAGACUUUAUCCAAAGGAUCCUUCGAUUUAUCUAGUUGGUACUGAAGAAGGUCACAUAUAUAAAUGCAGCACAGAGUAUAGUUCUAUAUGCUUAUUGACAUAUAAAGCCCAUUUACUGCCAGUAAACAGAAUCGAUUUCAACAAGUAUAAUCCUGACAUAUUUAUUUCUUGCAGUGGUGAUUGGAAAAUUAAAAUUUGGGAAAACAAUCGAACAGAAGCCCUUUUUGUUUUUGACUUAGGAUAUGCAGUGGGUGACGUUAAAUGGGCCCCAUUUUCAUCGACCGUUUUUGCUGCUGUUACUAGCGAAGGUAAAGUUUACGUAUACGACUUGAACGUUAACAAAUACAAACCAAUUUGCGUUCAAGCGGUGGUCUCAAGAAGGCGAUUUAAAUUAACCAGACUUUCCUUUAAUCAGAAAUUACCCAUUAUCAUUGUGGGGGAUGACAAAGGAUGCGUGACUUCAUUAAAGUUAUCUCCAAACUUAAGAAUUGCAUGUAAAGCUCCGAAAAAGCAACAAUAUUUGGAUCAGUGGACAAUGCAAUGCAUGAAGUUGGAUAAGUUGUUGUCGGUAGUACAAGAAUCGGAAACUUUGCUAUUUCCAGAAGAUACUGCUGGAAAAGAAGAGUCUUAGAGGUUUUUGUUGAAUUUUGAAAUAUUUUAUAAUUAUAGUAACAAGAGUUGC
Ceutorhynchus assimilis (cabbage seed weevil) is the source of this 2220-nucleotide messenger RNA. NCBI's taxonomy places the organism in Eukaryota, Metazoa, Arthropoda, Insecta, Coleoptera, Curculionidae. The record is from the annotation of a GenBank genome assembly.